CUCGGUCGGUCCCAAGCAUGCUUCAUUCAGCACCAGACAACAGUCGCCCCACUACUCCCCUCCCCCCUCACACCACACGAGCACCACUUUUCUUGUUGUGAAUUCUCGGCAGCUCAUUCCCGCCCUCCGUACCUUCCUUCCCAGGUGGAAUAAUGCCCUUCCUCAUGCAAGCAUUCACCAAGUGCUGCUGUGCCGUCCCGGGCCUCGUCCUUCCAGGCACGCUGGUCCUGUUUGGCCUGGCCUGCCUGGCCGGCAGCCGAUGACACGAUGCAUACCUUGAUGAAGCUGUGCGUGGGGGUGUGGGCAGCCAGUGGAUGUGUGACGCCCCAGUAGAGGGCCGGGAGGGGGGAGGGCCGACGGCUGCGUGGGGCAGCAUCUCGAAGGGGACUGGCUGGAUGUCACCUGACCGGAUGAGGUCCUUGUAGUCUGCCAGCGGGACACAGCACAGCCGCCCGUUGCAUAGUGCGAUGGCGAAGGGGUUGGAAGGUCCCGCCUCGGCCUCCUCUCCCGCCGUAUCAGGGGAUGCCUCCUUCUUCUCCUCGCCAGCGGCUGGUUCCUCCGUUGCCUGCUCCUUCUCCGGCUGUGUCUCGUCGGCUGUCUUGGGGGCUUCAGCGGGGGCCGCCUGGCUCCUCUUGUCUUCAGCAGCCUCGCAUUCGGUCUUGGUGGCUCCUGUGGCCGUGUCGAUCCUGCCACUUUUCCACGCCUCCUCGAAAGACUCAUCCAGAGGGUCGACGUCUGGAUGCUCUGGGGGAGACGAAAGCGGAAAGAGACAUUCAUGCCAUGCAAGGGUCGAGGCUAGUGCUUAUUUACUUACCCAAGAGCCACUGCAAAGCGGAGGCACGCGCACAAACGAGGAAAAGAGGAACACACGGGAAAGGAUGCAUUAGAGAGGAAGCCAGAUAGAUGGAUGGACGGUGUUGGUUACCUACCUUCCAGUCUACGAGCUGGAAUACAGGCUGCGAUUUGGCCCGCUCCAUUUGCCGCUGGUUGAUGUCAUCCCACAGCAUUUUGUUCCUGAAGGACAAGUUGCCAGCCAACUCAACACCGAUUCAGGCAUGGGCCUCCCUCCAUUGCUCGCCGCCCGACUGGCUCACCUCUGCUCGUUCGGGAUUGUCCCUGCCAUCACACGAGCUGCAAACAGACAGGGGGACCGGCAUACGUGUCUGCCGUUUCUUGAUGACACUGUGUGUGUGAGAUGGAUUACCUGAGUUGUCCUUGUGUCGCUCUUUGCCCAUGUUGGUCCUCGGCCGCGGGGUCCAUCGGGUGGCAGAGGUGAACUCCUGCAUGCACAUACGCGCAAAUAUGUCGGUCUGGUUCUUCAACCAGUCUUACAUGCAUACCUCUGUGUAGUGCGGCGUGCCCUCGAAUCUCAAUCCUGUCGCGCUGGGGAUGUAUAUCGGCCGCAUCGACUCACCACUGAACGCCACACACAUACAGGGCAGGCGAUGAUGCAGCUGACACACGAAGGGGCCUACUGUAUGUCUCGCAGAGGGAGGGGCCUGUACGUCUCGUGUGUCUCCGAUAUGAGCCGCAUCAGGUGGGCGUCGUCACUCACGUGUUUUUCCUGGAUCGGCUUAUAGGACUCUGCACACACGGCGGAUUGACGCAAUCCAUGCACGGGUGCGUGUCCCCUGCUGACCUGGUGGUCUGAACGAGACAUAGGGUGUGUAGGCAGCGCGAUGAGUCGUCCGCUCCUGAAACCGCAAAUGGUAGAGUAGACACCCCAGCCAGUCUCCAAAGGCGCCAUCGUCUUUCUGCCGUGGCUUUUUCAUUGCACCAUGUCGAUGGUAUGUACUUACAUCAAGCUUGUAUUUGUCUCUGCGAUGCAUCGGAUUGGACUUGGGCGGAGCAAAAAUCUGUGCCAGCUCCUGCAGCGCCAGUCACCCUCCAUCCAUCCGAUGGUUGACCGCCUGUCUGUGUUCCCUCCCUGUCUGUCUCCCCAGUUACCUUGUUGACGGCCACGCCAUCCAGUGGCAGCUCCGUGUAGUCCAUGGCGUACCGACACAUAUUCCUCGCCCAGAAAGGCGCCACAUUCUUGCUGCCCCUCCACUUCAGUUUGUAGUCAUGGAUAUCCGUGCAGCUCUUGCCCCUGUAGCCGGCCUUAGCGACGGGAUCCAGCCCCGGGAACUGGGUGGCGGUGCUGGUGGUGAAGAACAGCAGUCUCCUCACCUCUGGCGGCAGCUGGGGGAGACGCAACCGCAGUGCAAAUGGACAGUGAAAUGAAGCAGAUGCGGUCGACUGACCUUGGAGUGGGAUGCAGGAAUGAACCCGACCGAACGCAACAGCUCUUCCUUGAGUUGUCGGUUCAGCGGCACCUGCACGCACCUGUGAAUCGGCAUCCUCUUCUCGCUCCGUUUUGCCUCGGAUUCUUACCUUGCCGCUGACGUUUGUCGUGCUUCUGCUUCUUUUCAUCUUUCC
This is a messenger RNA of Vitrella brassicaformis, 2418 nucleotides long. The record is from the annotation of a GenBank genome assembly. Lineage: Eukaryota; Vitrellaceae.